UUUUGUUUUUUAUUAGUUGAUUGAAGCUGUGCUGAGAGGCAAAUCCGGAGGUGAAGAAGUACUACAGGAGUACCAAACAACAGAAACCCUGACAGAUGCUGCAAGAAGACAAAUGGUUAACAUCCUGGUGGCUCACAUGAUUGACAAUCAUGGGCACCUUCCCACUAAAGAAACCAGAGAGGAUUAUGCACAUGGGAUAGUGAUGCUGUUCCCUUCCCUCAGGGAUCCAUAUUCCAAGAAGGGCUAUGAACACUUCUAUGAUUCUGCAAGCAGCACAGGAUACAUUUCUUGGCGUCUGAAAACAGUCCAGAGGAAGAUUCGUCAAGGAUCUGCAGUGCCACCAAAUAGCGCUAUUUGCUCUUCUCCAGGAGGCCCAAAUUUCCAAAGAACUGUUCAUGUUGAAAGGCAGCUUGAUGGUGAUGCUUGCCAAGAGGCCAUGUCUUUGCUCAACCAUACCACAGACAAUUCCCUGAUUUUCCAGAAGAUGAGAGAGACCUUUCUGCACCGUCAGAAGCUCGUUAAUGACCCAGGCAGAAGUGUUGAUAUCCUCUCCAGCUUCCCAAGAUUCCUGGAUACAAAAGGAUUGGUGGACCAAGACUUCACUCUCCUAUUUGAUGAUGACACAUCCUCCAGGCUUCUUCAGAAAUGGGAUUUGUUCUUCAAGCCAAAUGUCAUAAAAGAGGCUAAGCAGCUCACUUCAACACCAGAGUUGCGUCACUUGGUGCAGUCAGCAGAAAGUCCCCAAGGAGAUGAUCUUGAUGAGGAAACAACCUACGACCAAGAAAUGGUCUCUCUGUUGUUGCUGUUACAUCUCCUUCCACCACCUCCAGGGGGACUGAAGUCUCCAAAAAUUAGUGCAUCUGAUGCAGUUGAGAGACUUGUUGUCUUUCAUAAGUCAUGCUGCAGUUUGGAGGAGCAUCUCCGCAACCAGCAGGGUCGACAGCCAUACCUCCUUGCGGUCGGGAGUCAGAAGAGCAAGAUUGACAGCUUCUACAUCACCAUGGAUAAGCAUCUCAUCCCAUGCAAGGCAAUCCGCUUCCUCGGGGCAUGCGAUGAACUUUUCAAAGCACAUUUUGUGUUUAAUUUGUCUUACGAUGUGGCACUAGUGAAUUUUUACACGUUCUUGCAGACAACAGUGUAUAACAUUGAUGUGGGGAAAAUGAAGGAGUCGCCCAGACUUAGAGAAUUGAGAGCGAGACUGCUUAACCAUCCAGGAGCACUUACACCUUGUGAAUAAGAAUACUUUUGGUUGGAGAUCACGUUAUUUUUUUGUCUAAUAAGCUAUUUACAGAGGGUGUGGAAAGAUGUCUAUUAAAAGGUGUGGAAAGAUGUCUAUUAAAAAUGUCUGAGCUUAGAUUUGAUAAACCUUUUGAUAUUCAAAGCUUGUAUAAUAACAAUAAUAAUAAUACAUU
This is a messenger RNA of Gadus chalcogrammus (walleye pollock), 1412 nucleotides long. RefSeq lists its product as uncharacterized. NCBI's taxonomy places the organism in Eukaryota, Metazoa, Chordata, Actinopteri, Gadiformes, Gadidae. The coding region runs from base 113 to 1237 and encodes 374 amino acids. The transcript is spliced from 6 exons. The record is from RefSeq and is a predicted model, not a curated record.